CCCUCCACUCCUGUUGCGCAAGGUGGUCUAUUGACAUCGAUUUCCGAGACUUGGCAUAAAUAACUCCUGCCUCCACGUGGUCCAACUUCGAUGCCAUCUUAAAAAUCUCCCACAGAAAUAAUAAUAAAACACCUGCCAGUUGGUUCUCUCCUCCACCUCCCUCUCUCCCUCCACUGUGGAGAUUUGGACCAUAUCCCCAACCCUGUUUUGCCCCUCGGAGGAACAAAGGGGAGGGUAAGCAAGAAGGGAAUCCCGGAAAGCCAAGAUCCGUUUCGGUGAAGAGAGAAAAGAGGAGGACUCAGGGAAAGGAGGAGGGGGGAAGACGAGAGAAUAUGGGAGACAAACGGGUGGCGGUGGCGGUGGCGGUGGCGGGGGUGGGUGCGGGGGAUGACUUGGGGGAAGGGAUGCAGUGCAGCGACCAUCCGUACCGGAACAACCCCGGCGGGAUAUGCGCCUUCUGCCUCCAGGAGAAGCUCGGCAAGCUCGUCUCCUCCUCCAAAUCCAGCCCCUUCUUCGCCCCUCCCCCUUCAACCUCCUCCUCCUCCUCCCCCACCUCCUUCCGCUCCGACGGCCUGGGCUUCGGCUUCGGGGCCGGCGCUGGAGGGCUGCCCGGAUCCGCCUCCUCCGGCCUCGCUCGAACCGGUGCUGGCGGUGGGAGCCGGACCAGGAUCCCCUUCCUUGCAGCCGCACACAAGAAGAAGAAGAGCAGCAGCUACGUCGGCAGCGGCAGCAGCAGGAAGGUGAUGGCGUCCAGCACCACCAUCACCUCAUCGUCGUCCUCCUCCUCCUCCUCGGCGGUCAACAACCUUCUCACCUUGAAGAGGAGCAAAUCCGUGGCUCCGAGGCCAGUUGGGGGACUCUCAACGGAGGGAGGUAGUGGCAUUGUGGACGCCGUGGACAGCCCCCGGAAGAAGAGCUUCUGGUCCUUCCUCUACCUCUCCUCCUCCUCGUCCACCUCCACUUCCUCCUCCUCGGCCAACAACAACGGGAGCAGCAGCAGCAGCAACAGCAACAGGAGGAGGUCCACCUCCUCCUCUUCAGGUGGCGGCAGAGGGGACAGGGGAGACGGCAAGCAGCAGCAGCAGCAGCAGCAGCAGCAGCAGCAGCAGCAGCAGCAGCAGCGGAGUGUAUCAGAUAAAGCGCUAGUUAAGGAGGAGGCGAAGACUCCGAAGCGGGAGCAUGGAGGAGGAGGUGAGGAAGUGGAGAGCCCAAGCGGGAGCCAGACGUCGUCCUCGUUUGGGAGGAAGGUGGCCAGGUCCAGAUCUGUGGGGUGCGGGAGCCGCAGCUUCUCGGGGGACUUUUUCGAGCGCAUCUCCACGGGGUUCGGCGACUGCACCCUCCGCAGAGUCGAGUCCCAUCGGGAGGCCAAGCCCAGGAUGUCGCUCCACGUGGACGAUGUCGACGGCGAGGUCGACGAGCAGCAGCGUAGGUUCAAGGAGCGGGUCAAGUGCGGCGGAUUCUUCGGAGGGUUCGGGAUGAUCUCCUCCUCCUCCUCCUCCUACUGGCUCCCCGCCGACGAUUUCGACGACAGCCGCAGGAUCUCCUCGGCCGCAGCUGCUGCGCACGGCGCCGCCGCACGGGGUGGAGGAGGGGGCACGCCCCAUAGUCGAUCGUGGGCCUGGGCGUGGGCCUUCGCCAGCCCGAUGAGAGCGCUGAGGCCCGCCGCCUCUUCCUCCAGGCCCAGUUAUGCCAUGAAGAACGGUGCCACCGCAACCAAUGUCAUCACGGCCAUCAAUGCCAGCAACGGCAUAAUCAACGGGGCAGCGCUCCCGGCGGCAGCAGCAACAAGUUAGGCCCCAAUCCCUCUCCUUGCUAGCUAGCUGUUGGAAGCCAGCCAUACUGUUUAGUUCUCUUCCUCUUCCCCUUAAUGUUUACAGCUAAAUCAAGUUUGGACUUUUGCUUGUAAUUUCUUGAUUUAACAUCUUCAUUUUGACUGGUUACUUGUAAUUCUGAUUCACCUACAUCUGUUCAUUUUGCUCCCUCGCUUGCUCUGUCUCUUUCUUUCUUUGGUUUUUUUAAAGAUACAUAGUGUUCUAUUUCC
Elaeis guineensis (African oil palm) is the source of this 2041-nucleotide messenger RNA. The record is from RefSeq and is a predicted model, not a curated record. Lineage: Eukaryota; Viridiplantae; Streptophyta; Magnoliopsida; Arecales; Arecaceae.